This is a messenger RNA of Cucurbitaria berberidis CBS 394.84, 1188 nucleotides long. RefSeq lists its product as uncharacterized. The record is from RefSeq and is a predicted model, not a curated record. The transcript has 2 exons. The coding region runs from base 1 to 1188 and encodes 395 amino acids. NCBI's taxonomy places the organism in Eukaryota, Fungi, Ascomycota, Dothideomycetes, Pleosporales, Cucurbitariaceae.
AUGCAGCCACCACCCGAUGGCGGUGCGGGACCACUCCAAGGCACGACGGCGGUGAACACGGCUGUUACGGCUGUUCCGACUGCAACUGCGCUGGCACCGACCCCAACUUCUGUAUUCACGGAGCCUGUAGUAUCAUCUUCAAGCCGUAGUGGUAGCUCCCUGAACUCAGGAGCAAUAGCGGGUAUCGCAAUCGCCAUGUUCCUCGUUGGAGCUGCAGUCGCCUUUCUGGUUGGCUUCUUCCUAUUCAAGAAGCGCAACAAGAAGCGAGAGGCAGACGUUGGUGCAAGGGGAUACACAAGCUAUGCGGACUCGACGCCCGAACUCGUCAUGAUGCAGCAACAAAAGAGCGUGGGCAUGGGAGGGCGGAACAGCCCGUAUGUUCAGGUCUCGCAAACGCCCAUGCCUGCACCUGUUGCUGCACAGGUGGUUGCUCCUGCGCCUACUCAACAGUCGAAGUCGGCGGAUGUUGUUGACUUCCUCCCGCCUGCAGCGCAUGAGAAUGCUAUUCAUAGCAGAGUUUCAGCGCUGUUCGGCCAGAUCCACCGGCAUGUCGAGACGUACUAUCGCGAUGUACACGCAAGUAUUACACCAAGCAUGGAGCCUGAACUGGCGAGAUUUGGGGCCAAGGAUACGAAUAUGGCGGAGUUGCUGCAAGACAGUUCGAGUCCAACGACAGCGCUCAAACACGCGCUUGUGGCAUACGUGCUUGGCAUCACGGGGCCAAAGAGAGAAGAAGACGGAGAAACAUUGUUUCCCGAGGAGCUAAAUGGCGUCCGGGUUCACACUGGGGAAGAUGCUAUUGUAUCUGAUUCGAACUUGACAGCCGCAACCACCCUUCACCGCCGUCUAUCCGUCUACCUCUACACAACCACGUCCUCCAUCUCCAAUCCCCGCAGAUCCCGGGCCUUCCAGUCUGACAUGCGCGAAGCAGCCGAACACUUCUCUCUGACAUUCUUCCCCUGGGCAAACCCGACGUCCAGUGACCAGGAGCGGGAAGACGAUCUUACGCGGAUAAUCUCCGAGGCAUUAGAAGUGCGUAUAUGGUUGUUUGGCCAGCCAUUCUCAUACGAGUUCGAGUGGGAGGGGACGGGUAGAAGGGGUGUUUUGGUGAGUCCUGGGUUGGUCAGACGGACGGAUGGGCGGGGUGAAGAGGAGGGAAUGAUGGUGGUGGAAGGAACUGUUGCUUGA